AUGUCCAACGACAAAUACGCCACACCGUUGUCCUCUCGUUACGCAUCUGAAGAGAUGUCCCAUGUCUUUUCGUUGCGCAACAGAUUCUCCACGUGGAGAAAGCUGUGGUUGAACUUGGCCAUUGCUGAGCGCGAGUUGGGUCUUGACGUGAUCACGGAGGAGGCGAUCGAGCAGAUGAAGCAGCACUUGCAGAUCACGGACGAGGAGAUCAAGCUGGCUUCGAUUGAGGAGGCCAAGGUCAGACACGACGUCAUGGCCCAUGUCCACACAUUCGGUGACACUUGUCCAAGCGCAUCUGGUAUCAUCCACCUGGGUGCCACCUCAUGCUUCGUUACUGAUAACGCCGAUCUGAUCUUCCUCAGAGAUGCGUACGACAUUGUGAUCCCAAAGCUGGUGAACGUUAUCGACAGAUUGUCCAAGUUUGCUGAGGAGUACAAGGACUUGCCAGUGCUUGGAUGGACCCAUUUCCAACCAGCUCAGCUGACCACUGUGGGCAAGAGAGCUACUCUUUGGAUCCAGGAGCUGCUCUGGGACUUGAGAAACUUUGUCCGUGCCAGAAACGACAUUGGUCUCAGAGGUGUCAAGGGAACCACCGGUACACAGGCCUCUUUCCUCGCUUUAUUCCACGGUGAUCACGACAAGGUUGAGGCCUUGGACAAGCGUGUCACUGAGCUCUUGGGCUUCGACACAGUUUACCCUGUGACUGGUCAGACCUACUCCAGAAAGAUCGAUAUCGAUGUCUUGUCCCCAUUGUCGUCGUUUGCGGCAACUGCCCAUAAGAUGGCUACCGAUAUCCGUCUCUUGGCCAACUUGAAGGAGAUUGAAGAGCCAUUUGAGAAGUCCCAAAUCGGUUCAUCUGCGAUGGCCUACAAGCGUAACCCUAUGAGAUGUGAACGUGUCUGUUCCCUUGCAAGACACUUGGGCUCGUUGUACAACGAUGCCGUUCAAACUGCCAGUGUCCAGUGGUUUGAGAGAACCUUGGAUGACUCCGCAAUCAGACGUAUCUCCCUGCCAAGUGCGUUCCUCACGACUGAUAUCCUCUUGUCAACCUUGUUGAACAUCACCUCCGGACUCGUUGUGUAUCCAAAGGUGAUUGAGAGAAGAAUCAAGGGUGAACUGCCAUUCAUGGCCACCGAGAACAUCAUCAUGGCCAUGGUUGAGAAGGGUGCUUCCAGACAGGACGUCCACGAGGAGAUCAGAGUGCUGUCCCACCAAGCUGCCGCUGUGGUUAAGCAGGAGGGAGGUGACAACGAUUUGAUUGAGAGAAUCAAGAAGACCGAGUUCUUUGCACCAAUCCACAGUGAGCUGGAUUCUUUGUUGGACCCAUCUACGUUUGUCGGUAGAGCUCCACAGCAGGUUGAGAAGUUCCUGGCCAACGACGUUAAGAAGGCGCUGGAGCCAUUCAAGGACUCCAUCACUUCUGAGGAGGUGAAGCUGUCCGUCUGA
Messenger RNA from Williopsis jadinii, 1446 nucleotides. RefSeq names its product adenylosuccinase ADE13 (gene ADE13). Gene Ontology annotation, biological process: 'de novo' AMP biosynthetic process. Gene Ontology annotation, molecular function: N6-(1,2-dicarboxyethyl)AMP AMP-lyase (fumarate-forming) activity; (S)-2-(5-amino-1-(5-phospho-D-ribosyl)imidazole-4-carboxamido) succinate lyase (fumarate-forming) activity. Gene Ontology annotation, cellular component: cytosol. The transcript has a single exon. Bases 1 to 1446 code for a protein of 481 amino acids. NCBI's taxonomy places the organism in Eukaryota, Fungi, Ascomycota, Saccharomycetes, Phaffomycetales, Wickerhamomycetaceae. The record is from RefSeq and is a predicted model, not a curated record.